AUGAACUCUACACACUCUGAGGCACAGGUUACGCAAUCAGGGCAGGCAAUAAGAAUCAACAACAGCACGGCGAUAACGUUGUCUGGACUGUUUUCCACAUGCAUAGGGCCUUUUGGAAGCUACAAGGCCUUGAUUUCACCAGGGCAGACACUUAGGAUUGUAAAGGAAGGAAACAUGCUGUGCAAGGAGAUACAGUUUACGCAUCCUACAUCCGUUAUCAUAACAAGAGCAGCAACGUCGAUGUACAGUACAUUUGGUGACGGGUCGUCUUCACUGAUUGUGAUGUGCAGCGAGAUAUUUAGCGCGGCGUUCCGGCAGUUCUGUGAUGGGGUUGCGAUAUCAAGGAUAUGCAAUUCACUGCAGCUGUGCCUGAAUGAUGUGAUGGGGUAUAUUAAAAGUGUCGAGAAGCCUUAUGAGGAGGACACGCUAAGAAGGAUGGCAUAUGACACAAUACGGACGAAGGUCGAUGAGGAGGAAGCGCGCAAGCUGGCGCAUAUUCUUGCGGUGGCUGUUGAGAAUGUGUCACAGUCGCCGUAUUUUGAUGUGAACAUGGUUGAGGUGAUAAAGAUGCAAGAGGGGGAUGUUUCUGAGACUGUGUAUGUUGAUGGCCUUGUGCUUGAUCACGGAGGCAGGCACUACGGGAUGCCGAGCAGUCUUGAGGAUGUGUGCAUACUAGUAACGAACAUGUCACUUGAGUAUGAGAAGCCCGAGAUCAAUGCGGAAUUUUGCUACAGCUCGUCGAAGCAGAGAGACGAGCUUGCUGAGAAGGAAAGGGAGUUUAUUUUACAAAAGUCAAGGGCGAUUGCAGAUUUUGGAAGGAGAAUGAGGGAUGUGCAUGGAAAGAGCUUGCUGGUUGUGACUGAGAAAGGCAUCGACCCCUAUUCGCUCGAGGUGUUUGCAGAUGCGGGGAUUUUGGCACUGAGACGCGCAAAAAGAAGGAAUCUUGAAAGGCUGGUGCGUAUGUGUGGAGGAAGCAUGAUUACACAGAUUGGGCAAAUGAAUGAGAAGGUGCUUGGAUACUGUAGAAAGGUCAGUAGCAAAAAGAUAGGGGAGGAGGUAUUUACGUUUAUUGAAGGAACGCCAUUCAAGGGAUCAUGCACGAUCUUGAUCCGGGGAAACAGCCAGCAUGAGAUGAGCAGGAUGGAAUCUGGAAUUAAAGGUGCUCUGAAGAGUCUGCAUGUGUCGAUGAAGGAGAAGACCUAUAUUGAUGGGGGGCUUUCGCUAUAUAGAUCGCUUGUUUUGCAUGUCAGGUCAAAGCUGGAAGUGGUUGCUGAGAAGGAUGUCGCUGGGUAUAAAAUAAUGGAAAGUGUGUUUUUGAGUAUGAUGAAGGUUCUACUUAAGAAUUCUGGAGUGGAUGUACAGGGCGAGCUCGUUAAGAUACUUAGGGGUGCACCAUGUGUGUCUGUUAUUGAUAACUUUUCUGUUGUAUCCGCAGUGAUUUCGAAUGCAACUGUUGUUGCCUCAAGUCUCCUAUUGGUUGACGAAAUAAUCAAGGCAGGAAAGCCUAUAAAGGAAAGUAGUAAGUCUGAGAAUAAUUAA
Molecule: messenger RNA, 1539 nt
Organism: Ordospora pajunii
Lineage: Eukaryota; Fungi; Microsporidia; Ordosporidae
Product: TCP-1/cpn60 chaperonin
Exons: 1
Coding region: 1-1539 (512 amino acids)
Biological process (GO): protein folding
Cellular component (GO): chaperonin-containing T-complex
Molecular function (GO): ATP binding; ATP-dependent protein folding chaperone
Source: RefSeq, a predicted model, not a curated record